AUUCCAUGUUAUCGGAGAAAAAUGGCGGUGUGGAGUAGUAUUUUGCGUGCCGCAAGGCAAAAAUUGCUGCAGAAUAGCGGCUCCGGAACAGCAUUGAUAAAAAAUGGACAAGCAAGAUGCAUGUCAGAAGAACGUACAUUUGUCAUACGACCGAGCAACUUUCAGUGGCACAAAACGAAAGAUUAUUUCCACUUUUACUUUUUAUUCGGUGCUAUUCCUAUGGGGAUCGUGAUCACCUUAGUUAACGUAUUCAUCGGUCCUGCCACCCUCGAGGAAAUCCCUGAAGAUUACGUUCCAAAAGAAUGGGAAUAUCUUCAGCAUCCAAUUAAAAGAUUCCUUCAACGUUACUUUUUUCCGUCGCCGCAACAGGAAUACGAGAAAUUUCUGCAUCACAUAUACCAUGAGAACCAACUCAGAAAAGUUAGGCUUCUUGAACAGCAGGUGAACGUUGCAAUGGGCACCCAUCGCGAUUACAGAAGUUCAUACUUCCAGGAUUUCUACGGCGCCAAGUAUCUUCAUCACUAUAAACAAUCUUUGAACAAAUAUAUUGAAAAAUAAAAUCGAUAUCAUUUGGCUUGUGACAAUUAAUUUUGAUUUAAGAGCUCUGUGAGAGCUGGGGAAAAUUAUUUGAUCAAGUGUAGAUACGUAGAUUACGUACUCUUGGUAAAUUCAUGCUGAAGAGUAAAUCCUGCGCAGUGUUAACUCUGUCGAUAAGUAUGUCACAUUGUACAGUUACUAUAUAGUUAAUAAAAUCUUGAUUAAAAUUC
Messenger RNA from Atta colombica, 767 nucleotides. RefSeq names its product NADH dehydrogenase [ubiquinone] 1 beta subcomplex subunit 5, mitochondrial (gene ND-SGDH). NCBI's taxonomy places the organism in Eukaryota, Metazoa, Arthropoda, Insecta, Hymenoptera, Formicidae. The record is from RefSeq and is a predicted model, not a curated record. The transcript has 3 exons. Bases 22 to 558 code for a protein of 178 amino acids.